Messenger RNA from Phyllostomus discolor (pale spear-nosed bat), 908 nucleotides. RefSeq names its product cellular repressor of E1A stimulated genes 2 (gene CREG2). The record is from RefSeq and is a predicted model, not a curated record. Lineage: Eukaryota; Metazoa; Chordata; Mammalia; Chiroptera; Phyllostomidae.
CCUGCAAAAUGUCAGUGUGCCUCCGACCACAGCAGGUGCUACCAGAGACCAGGCUCUCUUGGUUAUUGUGCUGCAGUGCCCUGAGGUCCCCAGCCUCAGGCUACAUGAUAGUGAGCUCAGUGUCCUGGGCUGUCACCAACCAGGUGGAGGAGGAGCUGGACAGCUGUUCCACAGAGGAGGCAGUACCCACGCUGCUGGAGGACUUGGGCAGUAUAUGGCAGCAGAGUCUCCCAACCUCAGUGCACAAGGAGGACCCACACCUGCAGUUCCCCACUGUGAGCACCGCCCAUGCUAGGCUGCCUCCCGUGCACCCUGUGUUCUCCUGCCCACAGGAAAGCAGCUCUAGGCUGUGCCUGGGCACCGCCCGUUUCCUGGUCCACACCAGUGCCUGGGGCUCUCUGGCUAUGCUAUCCACACAUGAGAAGGAAUGCCCUAAGCGCUGUGACCUUUCCGGGUUCACAGAGAGCAAGUCAGGAUUCCCGAUGGGACAAUUGGUUAUGAGGAAGUGGCCUCACUAGUAUGAAUGAUUCUUUAUGAAGAUGAGGAUAGAACACAUCUGGCUUCAUAAAUGGUAUAGAGGAGUAUCAGGAAUUCCAAGGGAGGAAUAUUUCAAAGCAUUUCGAAGAAAGGCCUGAUGGUGUGAGAAGCAAGUUCUUGGUGUUUGCAUAAAAUGAAAUCUUAUAAGUUAUGCUGCCAGACUGCUAAUAUCUCUUUGUGUAAUAUUCAUAGUAGCCCCAUAAUCCUCCCAUUAGAAUGGGAGAGAGUGACCAGGGAAACCUGUGCUAAGACUGGAGAGUAAAGUGGUCAUUUGAACACCCCUAAUUCACAUAGGUAUUCCACAUGCAUUGUCUUUGUUUAUGUUGUAGUCAAUCCAACUCACCUAUUUGGGAAUCAUUGUUGGCUGUCAA